Molecule: messenger RNA, 2259 nt
Organism: Arthroderma uncinatum
Lineage: Eukaryota; Fungi; Ascomycota; Eurotiomycetes; Onygenales; Arthrodermataceae
Exons: 3
Coding region: 1-2259 (752 amino acids)
Source: RefSeq, a predicted model, not a curated record
AUGCCAUUGAACCGCGGUGUUGCGCACGGCUCGGACCAUUCACUCAGCGACGACGACUCGUCGGGCACAGGCGUGCAAGUCUCACCGCCCUCUGCCACCUCUAGUCACGAAUACCAGGACUACGGAGUCGGAGGACCUUGGUCCCACCUCCAGUAUCCAGACGAACUAAAACCAUCCGAUUCUGCUUCAAGACCGCGCACAUCCAACAGACUGCGAGAACCGGUCGACCCACGGCCAUCCCGCCAUCGUUCCUCGAGGCGGCACCAGCAUCAGCAUCAGCACCAGCACCAAAGCCAGCACCCGCAUCCUCAUCCCCGUGCGCACCCACGCGCGCACCCACACCCACACCCACAGGUCCAGGAAGUCCGCGAGGUGCCUUCCCACAGGUCGAGAAGACAACACGCCCGGGCGGCACCCCCGCAGCCGCCUCCGGUCCCCGUAUCUCCUGAAAGCGACUCCUCAGAAGAGGAGGAAGAGGAAGAGGAAGAAGACGACGAAGACGACGACGACGAAUACCUAGAAUACGCACCGAACCCGGGAGACAGACGUUUUUGGCCAGCACCUCCAACACAAGGUCCAGCAUCUUCUGCGCCCUCGUUCAACCCGUACGCACCGCAUCCACAACAUCCGCCUAACGGAUCCUUCGGCCAGGCGCAACAUGCUCAUGUUCAUGCCGGUGGACCAUCAACUCAGCUUGUUCAAUUGGGACCCAUGGGCCAGCAGACCCCUAUAGGAGGACACAUGGGUCAAUAUUCGCAUCAGCAAUACCCCUACGGCGGGCACUACCCGCCCGCCCAGGGGCACCAACAGCUCCCUCAUGGGUACUACACCGGCCCAGAUGGACUGCCACACCCUCACCCGCAGGCGGGUCAACGCAUGCCACUUCACCAUCCCCACCACCCGCAACACCACCCGCACGGGCAUCAUCCCAGACAUCGAUCCCGCAGCGACUCGCCAGACGAUGAAGAUGACUCGCCAAAACCCGCCAUGGCACAUCCUGCCGUCGUCCAUCCACCAUCAUUCCCCGGCACACCGCCAUACAUGUCACCGGAGAUGGUUCCGUACGGUUACCCACACACCCUCCCGCACCAACAUCCGGGGAUGCACCCACACGCACAUCCCCAAGCCCAGGCCGCUGCAGCGGCGGCGGCAUAUUACCAAUAUAUACAGCGGUACCCGCACAUACCUCCAAGCAUGUUCCCACCCCCGCCUUUCUUCCAGAUACAGGCCCGCGAACCUAGUCCCGCGAAGCCAGAAAAGACUCCAACCCCGCCUCCGCCUCCGCCACCGCCCCCACCACCCCCGCCACCUCCCGCUCCCGCCGAGCCUCCACCGCCAGAUCCCAAAGAUGAGGCCAUCGCGCGCCUCGAGCGGCUCAUUAUCGAGGAGCGUAAAGAGCGAGAGGAACGCGAUGCUGCCCGUGAGGCGGCUAUAAAGAAAGCGGCGGCCGACAAAGCUGCGGCAGAAGCACUGGCUGCCAAAGAAAAGAAGAUUGCUUCCGAAGCCGCUGCCGCUGCCACUGCUGCUGCGAAGGAAGAAGCUAAAGCAGAGGCAGAAAAGGCUGCUGCUGCAGCUGCUGCGAAAGCCAAGAAGGACGCAGAAGAGGCAGCAGCUGCCGCCAAGAAGGAGGCCGAGGAGGCUGCUGCCAUUGCUAUAGCAGAGGCCACAGCCGCUGCAACUGCGGCGGGAGAUACGAAGGCUGCCGAGGCCGCCGCAGCAGCAACUGAGGCUGCACUGAAGAAACCCCCACCGCCAAAGAAACCCGUUCAAUUCAAGGAUGCAGUAGGCAGGAAAUUCAAAUUCCCUUUUGCUCUAUGCAAGACGUGGCAGGGUAUGGAAGAACUUAUCCGCCAAGCAUUCCUGCAUGUCGACGUAAUAGGCCAACAUGUUGCAGAGGGCCACUACGACCUAGUCGGUCCCAACGGUGACAUUAUCCUCCCGCAGGUCUGGGACACGGUUGUUGAACCCGACUGGACCGUUACCAUGCACAUGUGGCCCAUGCCUGAGAAACCCAAGGAUCCGGAUCCCUCACCACCACCCCCGCCGCCGCCGCCAGAGGAAGAGCCUCUAAUCGCCGUACUAGACGUUGGGCUACCACCGCCCCCACCCCCUGCGCCAAAGAAGGCGUUACGCGGAGGUGCACCGGGUGGAUUUGCCAAGUGGAUGACGGGCGGAAAGGUGAAGCCAAAGGCUAAUUCAAAAGCGGUCAAAAAGCCUGAGAUGGUUCCGCCGCCACCUCCACCGCCUCCAGCGCCAUAG